AUAAAAGGGAUUUUGAAAAGAAAUCGCUAAUUGUGCAUAAUAAAAAACUUAACAGCAGUUAACAAAGACCUGUGCGGUUUUGGAGAUAAAAGCAUAUUGGUUCCAAAUGUGACUCAGUCAUUUCAUUCUCGGUCGGGUACAAGAACUUUGUUUUGAAAGAAAAUAAUCCCUUGAUUUUAGACAAAUAUUAUUGUUGCUAUUUGACCAAUUCAAAAUCAUUAGUAGUGACUCCGUCCUUAACGCUCUAUUUAUCUCAUUGGAUCUGGAAUUCCUUUGUUCCAUCUCUUUCCCUCCCUCACUGAUCAGGAAUGAGAUUGAUUCUGCUUUGCAUGCAUACAAGCAUGCAGGUCAUAUUGCUUGGAUCGUGAUUAGUUCUUAAUUUCUCGCAAAUCUCUCUAUUCUCAUCAUCAUGAGUGGUGCUAAACAUGAAUUGAUAUCGGUUCGCCCUAAAGUGCUCAAAUUCCAAUGUACGAUUAUCUUUGUUCUUCUUCAUCUGUCUGUACACAUCAUUGUCAAAUUAUAUGUAUAUGUCUUGAAUGCUAACAGGUAUUGUUCUAAGCUAAUCUGUUCUUGAAUGAUACAAUUGGAAAAGGCUCUGAAAAUGAUUCUGUUCAUAUAAUGGUGUGGCACUACCUUAAUUUUCUUUCAAUUGAUAGUAAUAAACUGAUAAUCCAAUGUACCUGUUCUUAGUUGAGCUGGAAAAACAAACUUAUUGUGUUCUUGAAGUUGAAAAUAACAGAUUACAUUCUGUCGCUUUUAAGGUAAAAACAAAUUCACCAGAGAAGUACAUAGUAUGUCCAAACAAAGGUGUUAUACAGCCUUGGCAAAUAUGUCUUGUAAGAGUUACUCUUCAACCUCAAAAGGAAUACCCUCCAAAUAUGCAAUGUAAGGAUAAGUUUCUCAUCCAGAGCACAAUUGUUGAUCCACACGACGAGGUUGAUGAUCUUUCACAAGAUACUUUUACAAAGGAUUGUGGAUGGUCAAUAGAAGAAUGCAAGGUUAAGGUUACCUAUGUAUAUCAUGAAGCAUCUAUUGACGAUUCAGAAGACGACCAAGAAACAUUUAGGAUUGGGAAAAGGGAUUAUGAAGACAAUACUGAUGUGUCGAAGAGGAGAAACCCUUUAUUCAGUUUCUUAUUUUCAUUCCUAGUGGUGGUGGUAGGAUUCUCGGUUGGCUUCAUUUUGAAACUUUUGAGUGAAGAAUGAUCCCACCCAUAUUGCUUUAAAUUAUGUAUAUUGUUUUAAUGUCUCAAGUUUGAUUCUUAUUGAAAAUUAAUGUUUAGAUUUCAUUGGAGAUUAUAUGAUAUCCAAAAAGUUUGUCAAACAACGAUC
Impatiens glandulifera is the source of this 1331-nucleotide messenger RNA. RefSeq names its product vesicle-associated protein 2-1-like. Bases 675 to 1205 code for a protein of 176 amino acids. NCBI's taxonomy places the organism in Eukaryota, Viridiplantae, Streptophyta, Magnoliopsida, Ericales, Balsaminaceae. Gene Ontology annotation, biological process: endoplasmic reticulum membrane organization. The transcript is spliced from 5 exons. Gene Ontology annotation, cellular component: plasma membrane; endoplasmic reticulum membrane. The record is from RefSeq and is a predicted model, not a curated record.